Molecule: messenger RNA, 498 nt
Organism: Brugia malayi
Lineage: Eukaryota; Metazoa; Nematoda; Chromadorea; Rhabditida; Onchocercidae
Product: putative homeobox protein R06F6.6 in chromosome II, putative
Exons: 4
Coding region: 1-498 (165 amino acids)
Biological process (GO): regulation of DNA-templated transcription
Molecular function (GO): DNA binding; DNA-binding transcription factor activity, RNA polymerase II-specific
Source: RefSeq, a predicted model, not a curated record
AUGGCAACGUCAAUAACAAUUGGUCAUCCGUCAUUUUCGGCAUUCAAACCAUACCUACGACUUGCUAAUCAAACUAUCGAUAAUACGACAAGUUAUAGCAAUGAUGCUACUACAUACAUCACAGCAAAUCUCGACAAAUCAUUGGCAUCUGUUAAUGUAACUUCAACGACAAGGCGACGACAACGGACAACUUUUACAUCUGUGCAAGCAGAUACAUUGGAAAAGGAAUACCUCACAGAUCAGUACAUGCCACGAAGUAGACGAUUGUUGAUUGCUCGAUCAUUAGGUUUAAAUGAGAGUCAGGUGAAAACAUGGUUUCAGAAUCGUCGAGCCAAAGAUAAACGCAAUGAUAAAAAUGCCACUUUGCUCAGGCAUACCACCAGUUCAAAUGCAUCUUCACCACCAGAUUCAUCACCUGAAGUCAAUGAAAACAACUCUGCACUAAUCCAGCAUUUAUGUUCCAAAACAUUCAACCAGAUGCAGUUAACACUUCGAUAA